Molecule: messenger RNA, 3450 nt
Organism: Malaya genurostris
Lineage: Eukaryota; Metazoa; Arthropoda; Insecta; Diptera; Culicidae
Product: choline/ethanolamine kinase
Exons: 10
Coding region: 169-1713 (514 amino acids)
Biological process (GO): phosphatidylethanolamine biosynthetic process; CDP-choline pathway
Cellular component (GO): cytoplasm
Molecular function (GO): ethanolamine kinase activity; choline kinase activity
Source: RefSeq, a predicted model, not a curated record
CGACUCAGUUGAUUCAAAGUGGUCGUCAUUCGCACAUUGCUUUUUGUGCUGCGCUCUAGCUCGAUUUUAAGCUUAUAUAGAAAUAUUAUACAUUCACUGAAAAACUGUCGUUAAUAGUCGAUAAGAUAAGUUUAUUUGCAGGCAUUCAAUAUAACCGGGAAAUCAAUCAUGCAUUCUAUGAUGAUAAAGGGUGAUCUUUUCAUGGAAAGUGUGCGAGAGGCAUCCAAAUCACCCGCAGAUAUGCGUGAUAUAGCGGCUAGAAUUUGUCGUGAUUAUCUGACGGGUGCGUGGAAGACUAUUCCAGCGGAGGAACUUCAAAUGAAACGAAUCAGCGGAGGGCUUUCAAAUUUCCUAUACUAUGUCAGUCUACCGGAGCACUGCAAAAGUGACUCACCGAGAGGUUCUUUCUCCAGCACCAGUUCCAAGAGGCCUCGAAAAGAUAGUUACUCGACCAUGUUGGAACCGAAAGAGGUUCUUCUUCGUAUCUAUGGACAAACGCAUGGUGAACAUGCUCUAGAAACAAUGCUCACUGAAUCGGUUGUAUUCACGCUCCUGAGCGAGCGGAAAUUGGGACCAAAACUCCAUGGAAUUUUUCCUGGCGGUAGAAUUGAACAGUAUAUACCAGCACGUGCCCUAUUAACCUCAGAAUUAAGUGACGCAAAGAUAUCAUUGAAAAUAGCUGAAAAAAUGGCUGCUGUUCAUAGUUUGGACAUUCCAGUGUCUAAGGAACCGGUUUGGUUAUGGAACACGAUGCAUCGUUGGUUGAAAAGUAUCGAAGUGACGCAGAAAGAUUUCCAAAAAGAUCAAUCCAACAGUAAUAAACAGAUUGCCGGUGCCGACAUUUUAACUCAACUAGACUUACGUGCGGAAGUAGAAUGGCUUAAGUCGGUUGUUGAUACCGAAGAUCAUCCGGUCGUUUUUUCUCACAACGACCUUCAAGAAGGAAACAUUUUAUUGAGGGAUGACUUCCCACAGUCUACUAUGAUGGAAAAUUUCUGCACCCUGGAUCAAUUCGACGAAUCCGCGCAGUUAGACUCACACUUUAGCUCAAUUCUAAUUUCCAAUUCCAAUAGCAGCAAAACUGGUUCGAAUUUUAAUAAAAUGAAUCAUUCUGCCUUAACUAGUGGUAGCCUGACGAACGACACCACUGUUUGUGAUACAAGUUCUAGGAAACGUUCGUUAGAUGAAAACUUCGAAAAUGAGCUUGAUAACACAAGGGAUUCUGUACUAAGCGGUACUUCACAGGCGCUUUCGGAACAGCCAUACGAUGGUGAACCACAAUUAGUGGUUAUUGAUUUCGAGUACUGUGCAUACAAUUAUAGAGGUUUCGAUUUAGCCAAUCAUUUUCUCGAGUGGACUUUUGACUAUACUAAUGCGGAGUCACCAUAUUUCUACCAUAAGCCGGAGCAGCACCCAACUAAAGAGCAACAGGAUAAGUUCAUUACAGUAUAUUUAGCGCACGUCAUCGGCGAAGGGCAUGUACCAACUGCAGCUGAAAUUUCAAAGAUAAAUCGUGAAGUGCAAUGUUUCACCAUGGCCUCUCAUUUGUUCUGGAGUCUUUGGGCGAUAGUGAACGUUUAUCAAGAGAUCGAGUUCGGCUAUUGGGAAUACGCCAUUUGCCGAUUACAUCAAUACGUUCACUGCAAGAAACACUACUCGGCACUGAUCAGCAAUACAGGAAAAUUGACGGACAUCGAAAUUCAAGAAAGAUGAACAGCUGUCCCGACCGCAGUAAUAAAAACAGGGGGAUCGAUUUUGAGUUAGUUUUUUUUAAUCGCACUUGUAAGGUAUAAAAAAAACAGUAGAUUCUUAUUCAGUCCAGAUAGAAGUUGAGAACUGCUUGUUUUUAGGUGUACAUUAAAACGACAUUUUCAACAACGAGUCAUGACUAGGUGUAUCAGUAUUACUGAUUAUUUAUUAACUAUUCAAAAGAACAAUAGAACGGAAACUAUUUUACGAUAGUGUAAUACAUAAAUCUUAUAUUUAUUGAAUAGCAUUUUGAGUGUUUGAUACUGCUCACAAAUUUUCUUAUACUUUCCUAGUUUUCCCCUAUAACAUGAUUGUAACUUACGCAUAUAGAUCCUAAGGUAUGACCAAUAGUUCUUUUUUAAGUUUACGUUGUGAUUCGAUUUAGAUUGUAAUAAUUCGGUAAAGCCAGAGACUAGUGAUCCUAUGAAAGUAUGACUGAUCGUAGUUAGGUUAAGAUUGGAAUUUGAUAUGAAUUUAAGCCCGAUCGAUCCAUUGAAAAAACGAAUUUUUCGAUAGUUAUUAAUAAUGGUAAAAUGAUUCUCGUUCUUUAAAAAUGUGUAAUAUUAAUAAGACUUAACUCAAGCAUAUCAACGAUUAGACCUUGAAAUAGUUAUAUAGAAUGCUGAGUGUGCUAAUGCUGAGAGAUUAAUGAAAAAUUAUGUGAUGAUGAAACAGUGAAUUUUACGGCGUAAAUAAUUGAAUGAAUCGACGCAUCAGAUUUUUAUUAUAAUGCAUUCACUUUUAAAAACAUGUAGCACAACCGUACCUUCAACCAUCUCAUCUGUGCCAUUCAUCUCAUGUAUUAAAACCAUUAGUUAGAGCAGAGGUCGGGAACCUUUUAACGCGGAAAAUAAAAAAAAAUACAAUUUCCAAAAUAUUAAUGUUUUUAAAGAGACACAAAUAUAUUUUCACCGUUUCAAACCUUUCACUUAACUUAAUAAAAUAAAUAAAAUUCACAGUUAAAACUUUUUCUUGCUGUAGCCUUACAUCCAAAAAUGCAUAUGACCCACGAGCCGCAGGUUUCCGACCACCGCGUUAGAGCGAGAUCUAAAAGAAACAAGCAAAAGAAAAUGCCAUCUCCAGACAGAACCUUUGCUAAUGUUUGUCUUUAAAUAUUGUACACUUUUCGAGCUAAUUUAUCGGUAAAAAACUUCUUAUGGUUGACGUAAAGUUAUUGGCAUUGAAAUCAGUUGUUUGUAAGAAGAAUAAUAUUCAAUACAACAUAGUGGAUCUAGUAAUGACAUGACCAUUGGUACCUUUAUCUUGUUUUCGUCUAAACUCUGCAUGAAAAAAUAACAUGUUGUUUGAUUGUAGUUGUUGAAAACAAAACAACAUUUCUAUUAGUUCUAUCAGCGUACAUAACAUUUUUAAUCAAAUUAAGUAAAUCGACUAGCUGUAAAUUGAAUAUAAAUGUAUGCUAAGAGAAAACGGAUACAAGGAACACGAUCCAAAACUUGAAAUGCGCGGAUUGACAUUUUUACUACGACGUGAUUAUAUGAUCUACAUGGAACAUACUUUGUGAUUCCCCGACAAGGUUUUUCUUCUGAAUAAAAAUCUGAUGAUAUUGCCAAUGGAAUAAAGAACACAUUGAAGAAUAAUGUAGUUACUUACGCUCCAUAUAAUAUAAGCCAUUAGCAGAGCUUUUGAAUUUCGCGAACGAUUUUCUCUCAAUAAAUGGGCUUAAAUAUACGUUAUACAAAA